Molecule: messenger RNA, 870 nt
Organism: Coccomyxa subellipsoidea C-169
Lineage: Eukaryota; Viridiplantae; Chlorophyta; Trebouxiophyceae; Coccomyxaceae
Product: Polyprenyl synthetase
Exons: 7
Coding region: 1-870 (289 amino acids)
Biological process (GO): isoprenoid biosynthetic process
Molecular function (GO): prenyltransferase activity
Source: RefSeq, a predicted model, not a curated record
AUGAAGGAACGGGCGACGCUUGUAAAUGAGGCCCUGGACAAGUCUGUGCCGCUGCAGUACCCAGAGAUCAUAAACGAGUCCAUGAGAUACUCGCUGCUGGCGGGCGGCAAGCGCGUGCGGCCGUGCCUGUGCCUCGCGGCCUGCGAAGCAGUGGGAGGGAACAUCGCGCAGGCGAUGCCCACGGCGUGCGCAAUGGAGAUGCUGCAUACGAUGUCUCUCAUCCACGACGACCUCCCCUCCAUGGACAACGACGACUUCCGCCGGGGCAAGCCCACCAACCAUAAGGUUUACGGUGAGGACGUGGCGAUACUGGCCGGUGACGCGCUCUUGUGUUUGGCGUUUGAGUACAUCUGUAGAGAGACUCGGGGGGUGGCUCCCGAGAGGAUAGUCAGGGUGGUGUGCGAGGUUGGCAAGGCAACUGGUGCAGAGGGGUUGGUGGCGGGACAGAUUGUGGACAUCAAGAGCGAGGGAAUGGCUGAGCAGGUUGGCCUGGAGACGCUGCAGUACAUUCACGAGCACAAGACGGCGGCACUGCUCGAGGCGUCCGUGGUCUGCGGCGCGCUCGUGGGCGGCGCUGGCGAGCCGGACGUCGAGCGCCUGCGCAAGUACGCGCGCUGCAUAGGCCUUGCCUUCCAGGUGGUGGACGACAUUCUGGACAUCACGCAGAGCAGCGAGGUGCUGGGCAAGACAGCCGGCAAGGACCUGCUUUCAGACAAGACCACAUACCCCUCCCUGCUGGGCAUUGAGCGCUCCAAGGAAGUUGCCCAGCAGCUGAUCGCUGACGCGAAGGAGCAGCUGUCCUGCUACGACCCGGCCAAGGUGGCGCCUCUCCUGGGGCUGGCCACCUACAUUGGCGCACGCACAAACUAG